AUGGGCGAUCUAUUAAAAACCAAAUGGCAAAAUUUAAGAGAUACCUAUAAAAAAGAAUUAAACAAGAACAAAAAACCAACAGGAUCUGGGUCUGGAGGAAGCUCAUCGAAGUGGAGAUUUUAUGAAACAUUGUCUUUCUUAAAGGAUAUUGAAACACCAAGACAAAUGAUAGGUAAUAUCCCAACACCAAUGUCGGUGAAUGAAUUGGAAAACACUAGGGAUAUUAAUUCACCAGAAAGCGAUUGUAUUGACGUCGUAAACGAAGACUUAAAUACAUCGGAAAAAUCACAUGAAACAACAAUGGGUAUGGAUUCUUCAUAUUAUGAGCAAUUACCAGCGAAAAAAAAAAAAACUAAUAAAAAUGAUGCAAUUAGUGAUUUGCUUAAUAUCGAAAGACAAAAACUACAUCAUUUUA
Molecule: messenger RNA, 415 nt
Organism: Myzus persicae (green peach aphid)
Lineage: Eukaryota; Metazoa; Arthropoda; Insecta; Hemiptera; Aphididae
Exons: 2
Source: RefSeq, a predicted model, not a curated record